Molecule: messenger RNA, 502 nt
Organism: Strongylocentrotus purpuratus (purple sea urchin)
Lineage: Eukaryota; Metazoa; Echinodermata; Echinoidea; Camarodonta; Strongylocentrotidae
Product: sushi repeat-containing protein SRPX2-like
Exons: 4
Coding region: 131-502 (123 amino acids)
Source: RefSeq, a predicted model, not a curated record
UUCAGUCCCGAAACCAGUAUCAUCUGUCACUACCGUGAACUGCUGCUCAUACAAUGGCGAAUCAACUGUAAUAUCAGAAAGACAGAAAUAUUCUACUUCAUGCAAUUUUGGGUGUGAGGAUGGCUAUUCAAUGGUCGAAGGCUCAUAUAUGAGAGUUUGCUUGGCUACUGGUGAAUGGGAUGGGAUUCAAGUGCUAUGCAGAGACAUAACACCACCUGACCUAACCUGCCCUGAGGAUAUCGUGCUGGAGGCUGAUCCAGGAGUGACUUCAAGCGAGAUACAAUGGAGCCGAUGGGAGCCUAUUCUGGCCUCAGAUCUCGGAAUGAGCAUUGAAGCAACUCUUUACAGCAUUAACUCCGAUGAAGUAGGACCCAACCGCCCAUCCUCGCUCUCAGAAGGUAGUCAUACACUGGCUUAUGAGGCAGAAGACGCGUCUGGGAAUACGGUCGAUUGUUCUUUCUCUGUCACAGUCAGAGAGAUUUACCCCUAUAAAGGUGUUUAG